Molecule: messenger RNA, 2562 nt
Organism: Dendronephthya gigantea
Lineage: Eukaryota; Metazoa; Cnidaria; Anthozoa; Malacalcyonacea; Nephtheidae
Product: peroxisome proliferator-activated receptor gamma coactivator 1-alpha-like
Exons: 10
Coding region: 14-2053 (679 amino acids)
Biological process (GO): positive regulation of transcription by RNA polymerase II
Cellular component (GO): nucleus
Molecular function (GO): transcription factor binding; RNA binding
Source: RefSeq, a predicted model, not a curated record
UUGAUCAUUCAUUAUGGCUACGGUGAGAUUGGAAUUUUCUUUGCCAAAGAAGUUGCAUUCUACUGUCAAGAAAGUUGACGAUACGACCAAAACUACGCUAGAUCACGUUAGAAGGAUUCAUAUCGAUCAUGAUUACCUGAAACAUAGUUCUCCUAGUGAAACAAACAACCAAAAAACAGCGAUAGUAGACGAGACCACACAUGCUUGUGACGGGGAGGUAAAGAGCAACAUUCAAGGCAGUUUUGUAACAUGUGGUUCACGCGAUGUUAAGGAUGGAAGAGUGGGAGAUUUUCCAAAUGAAGGUAUUCAAGCAAGUGAUUUGUGCAGUCUUUUGGAUAAGUUUGAGGAAGCUUUUGGCAACUCACCUAGUAUCCUAACUCCAGCGACUUCACCAAGACAUUCUGAGAAUUAUAAAGAACCUCUUAGCUUGAAAAUAAACUCACAUGUCAAUACAACAGCAUUGACUCCCCCAACUACGCCACCAGUACAAGAACACGCAGAUCAAAAACUCCUGCCAAAUGAUUGCAAACCGUCAACAAAAGCACAGAAGAAAACAAGUGAAUUACUAGCCAAGAAAAUCACAUCUGGUAAAAAAGAAGCAUUGACUAAAAAGGCUAUGAAAGUGCAGCAAAAAACUACUGGAAAUGGCAGUUCAAAAGUUGCUACAUUGUCAGGGGAAAAAGCUAAAGAAAUUAAUUGUGGUAAAAGAAAGAGUAAUGACUCAAUCCCUGGCAGUAAGGACACAGUUUCCUCUGCGAAGAAAGUUAAGGUGCUUGCAGAAAACGAAAAUAAGAUACUUUCUAAAGUUUGCCAAGAGAAAAAAAUUGAACUGACUCAAAGAAAAGAUAAAGUAGAUGUAAGCUCAGCGAAGACAGUCGAAAAUUCUGUUGAAAAGGCUAAUAAUGAAACAUUGAAAAAAGUAACUUGUCCGAAUGCUGUUAAUUUGAUCAAAGAGAAGGCAUCUGAAUUGAGUAAAAGUGAGAAGAACAUUGAACAUUCAAAUGAUGUGCAAGAGAUGUUGGGUGAUAAAAAAUGUUCAAAUGUUAGUGAGGUGAAUGAAAAGUGUCCUGAAGAUAUAAACAAUGUCGAUGAUGAUGAAUCACAGAAUAAUGAUAGAAAUUACCAAAAAAUUGAAAUUGAAAGAACUGUGAAUAAUAAUAAUGAGGAAAUAACUGAAGAAAAAAUACAAAAAGGUGAACGUAAGGAUCAUAGAGAUACGAAUGGCAGAGAUGAAGAUAACAGGAGAAAUAGAAGAGACACCGAAGAUACAAGAGGAAAAAGCGAAGAUUGUUAUGUACAAUACAAAGAUGAAGGAAGAAAGAGGAAACACAGCCCCAGGUCAAGAUCCAUAUCAUCUGAUGAUGAUGAUGAUGACAGUAGCGCUGAUGAAAGAUCAAAUCCUCGGAAGUCUGAACGAUACCAGAAUACAUCAAGACAUUCUGAUGGUGGAAGAAGAGAAAAACACAGAAGAUAUCAUUCAAGGGAUGAUGGGAGAUAUUCAGACGAUGAAAGAGUACGGCAUAGGAAUGGUGAUCAUCACCAUGACGAUCGUCACCACAGCAAGUAUGAGAGAAAGGACAGGAAAUAUUUUAGAGAUAUUGAACAAGAAAGAAAAAUUAACUUUAGAUUGGGAAGAUCGAAUAUCAGAGACAAUGCCAAGGGAGAAAGAAGAGUGAUCUAUGUUGGGGGUCUACCAUAUGGAACAACUCGCGAUGAAUUGCGAGAUAGAUUUAGGAAAUUUGGUCCAAUCGAGAAAGUCACUGUACACUUGCGUGUUGGAGAACGCGAUAAUUAUGGUUUUGUGACCUUCUUUGAGCCAGAAGAUGCCCUUGAGUGUGUUGAACGGGGAAACUCAGAUCCAUCGAAACCACAUUUUGACUUGUGUUUUGGUGGAAGACGGCAGUUUUGUGGUGGAAGUUAUGUUGAUUUUGACUCGACUAUGAGCAAUAUCGAGGAAAUGACUGAGACAUGCGGAAAGGUUGACGAUGACGCGUCUGGGGACGAUGAUUUUGAUUCACUACUGCGCAUGUGCCAGAAAGGGCUUGGCCGGUAAAGUUUUCCCAAUGCUGGGCACUUUUCAAAAUGGUUUGUGUGAUUUGAUGACACUUGAGUACUAUUGAUUACACUGGAGUACAAAUAAAUACAAUUGACUACACCUAGGUACGAUUGGUCACAAUAGAGUACAAUUGAUUGCACAGUUCCUACAGUCCCACUUGUGUCCUUCACGAGUCGAAUUUGAGUCAAAUUCUCCUGCGCAAUGCGAGAUCGUAAAAUUAAUUUUGAAGCGGUUUGAUAGUCUGUCUGCCUACGGCUUCAAUAAUUAUUUUUGCAAUUUGAUUUGGAUCCAAAUUAAUAAUUCAUAUAUUUCACUACACGUCCUGAAUAAAAUAAUGUAAUUUACAAUUCUCUAGAAAGCUGUCUGUGUUAGUAUUUUUACUAUGGUGCUUACUACUCUGAUAUUGUUUGCGUAUAAAUAUUGCUCUAAAUGCUGAUUGUUGAAACGUAUAUAGUGUAUUGUUAAAACUCGUAUGGUUUUCUUGUUGUAAAUGGUUUACGAAUUUU